Molecule: messenger RNA, 4872 nt
Organism: Colletes gigas
Lineage: Eukaryota; Metazoa; Arthropoda; Insecta; Hymenoptera; Colletidae
Gene: Nox
Product: NADPH oxidase 5
Exons: 18
Coding region: 1421-4819 (1132 amino acids)
Biological process (GO): defense response; superoxide anion generation
Cellular component (GO): plasma membrane; NADPH oxidase complex
Molecular function (GO): superoxide-generating NAD(P)H oxidase activity; calcium ion binding
Source: RefSeq, a predicted model, not a curated record
AGCUCGUUAGAUCACAAAAAGAUUUAAAACGAGUUUCAACGAAUGUUUAUGAAUUCCUGCAUUCGUUUAAAGGACGUCUAUUAUGUAACAACAAACCAUACAACUUUUACGAAAAAUAUUUAUUUCCAAAUUAAGUUACACGGGACAUCUUGUAUGAACAAAAAGAUAGAAACUUUUUAAAGCAUAAGAGAAUGCAGUUUGUUAAUGUGCAGGAAAAAUAUCUACCUAUUGCUAAUUUAUAUUAAUUUCAACUUAAAAUAGACAUUAUUCUGUACCUUGUGCAAAAUAUAGAAUUAUUAUUAAGUUACUUGUGUGCAAUAUGUACAUUGCAUUUCUGCAGUUUGUUAGCCCUCGCCAGAAGACACAAAUUAAAAAUUGUAACAUGUUUCUGUAAUGUAUAAACUUUUACUUAAACCCUAAAAUUAUGUUAAAAUUAUUACCAUCUUUUCCUUUUAUAAUUUCUUUGUAUUAACAUGAUUCUACGAUAUAGUAGGAUAUACAGCGUUGACUCCAGAUGACCUCAACAUCUCUGCAAAUUAGAAUUUUAUACAAAUUUCACGUCUAACAUUUCAUUCCCCAUUCUAAAACCGAGUUUCCUGUAUUUCCAUACUUUUAAAAAAUAUUUGCGUGACCUUGAAACCGGUGCACAAAAUUAUCGAAAAAAGUACGUGCAAACGAACAUGGCGUCCUGCUACGAGGAAGCAUUGCAAGGAGAAAGGAGACGAAUUAAAGGGCAUUCGAAAAAACGAAAUGGAAAAGUGAGUAUGAAAAAAAAACGAUGACUCAUGAAAAAGUGAAAGGUUGUCUGUUGGUCCGUCUCCUACUCGAUGCGUGAUCUUUAUUCAAAUCGAAAGCCUUCCCUCCCAUCUCUCGUUCUCUCUCCGGACUCACGACGUACACUGAAAAUCGUUAUCGAAAGGGAUUUGUGGAAGGUUGGGAUCGAUCUCGCGAUCCAACGAUACGGAUCGAUGAUUUUCAUUCGGUGGUUCGCGGUUCUCCGAGUCAACUUGAUACAACGUUCCUCGAGGACAAUGUUUUUCUUCCUUGUUUCCGUUACGACGAAAUAAUAAAAGCAAUCGAACCGAUGAUUCGUGCGACCGCUGCCGGAAACAUUGUUGUUUAUAAAACGAACGAACAAACAGGAUUUCGAAACGUUUCUCGUGAAAUUUCUGCGAAAUGUGCGAGUGAUAAUUUCAAAUAAAACUUGCUAUGAUUUCGACGAAGAAUAAGUAAUUGUUUGUGUCGGCCGGUUAAUGUAAUAUAAUAAUAGUUCGGUAGAUUCCAUCGUUUCUUCUGGUGUCGAGCGCAGACUGGGAAUGAAAACAAAUCACGCGUAAACAUCGGAUUAUAAAGUGUACGCGAUUUCAUUAACGAUCGGAAAAUUAGUUACUCGUUCGACAAAACUGUGCGGCGAAAGAAGAUGGAAAGCGACGUUAGCGAGACGGUAGACAAAUGUAUAAUAGAAAGAAGAAGAACGACCAUCUUGGAGGAGUGUUCCCAAAUGAUCGAAGCGAAUGGCACCGUUCGAUGCAACAAAGACGCGUUCAGGCGAUUUUUUAUGGAUCGAACGUUACAGGAGAAGUUGUUUUUAUUAUUCGACCAGGAUGACGACAAGACGUUAAAACAGGAUGAUUGGAUUGAAUUUUUAAAAGGAAGAUUAACAAAUGAAAAUCAGAACAAUUUCAUUAAUGAAAUUGAGAGUGUUGUAUACACUAUAUGCGGCGAUGAUCCUGUUAGUUUUCUAAACUUUCAACAAAUAUUUUCCACUAAAGAGGUCGUAGAUAAAUUAUAUCGAGUAAUCGAUGACGAAAACGUGGGAUAUGUAACGUCGUCUCAAAUUAUGGAGUUCAUUGCCAAAAUCAGCGACAGAAGACCUCGCGCCGGCUUCGACAGCAGUAGCCUAGAAUGGUUGGAAAAGCUAUUCAAGCAAAUGGUAGGCAACGAGAAAGAAAUAAGACGCGAAGAAUUUAACAAGAUUGUCACUUCAAAAAACCCAUUCUUCACCGACAGAGCCUUUCAAAUAUUUGACAAGGAUAAUUCCGGGGCCAUAUCUCUUCAGGAAUUUCUGGAUGCGAUGCAUCAGUUUGCAGGAAAAAGUCCAGACGAUAAAAUCAGAUUUCUGUUUAAAGUUUACGACAUCGACGGCGACGGAUCGAUACAACUUCUCGAAUUAGAACACGUGGUGAGAGCUUGCAUGGAGGAAAAUGGAAUGGAAUUCAGCGAAGAACAAGUUAAGGAACUGACAAUGGCGUUGUUCGAGGACGCCGAUCAAGCCAAUCGAGGCGCCAUUACUUACGAGGCUUUGAAAAACCAAUUGGAAAAGCACGAAGGACUCUUGGAAAACCUAUCGAUUAGUAUCGACCGAUGGCUGGUACCACCGAAACCGAAAGCAAAGCGGAAAUCGCUAUUGGGUUUAUUUGCAUCGUUAAGACCUUAUCAAUUGACAAGACCGUACAUCAAGAACAAUUAUGUUUACAUCGCUUUCAUCUCCGUCUUUAUUUUGAUUAACGUAACGUUGUUCGUAUCGAGACUCUAUGAAUAUAGACGAGCCAAUGGCUACGUAAUGCUUGCUCGUGCUUGUGGUCAGUGUCUGAAUUUCAACUGCAGUUUCAUCCUGGUUCUUAUGUUACGCCAGUGCAUUACCUUUCUACGAAGCCACGGCUUCAAUUCUGUGCUACCAUUGGAUCAACACAUUUACCUCCACAAAAUAACUGGGAUUCUAAUCGGUGCCUUCAGUCUACUGCACACGUUUAUGCAUCUUUUGAACUUCGGCACAAUCGUGGUGAACGAUGCCGUACUUAAUCGUAACGAAUAUACUAUAUCCGAAUGGCUGUUUACGAAUCGUCCAGGACUGUUCGGUCUUAUAGGAGGUUGUGCAAACCCAACUGGAAUUAUUCUUGUCCUCCUUCUCGUUAUAAUGACAGUCUGCUCUAUGCCGUUUGUUCGCCGCGGCGGAUGCUUCGAGAUAUUUUACUGGUCACACCUGCUCUAUAUACCGUUCUGGAUAUUAACGAUACUUCAUGGACCGAAUUUUUGGAAAUGGUUUAUCGUGCCGGGCACGAUAUAUCUGGCGGAAAGAAUUCGACGAAUCGCCUGGUCUCGCUCUCAACUCGGAAAGACUUACAUCAGUUCCGGUCUCUUACUGCCGUCGAAAGUCACGCAUUUAGUCAUCAAAAGGCCGCUACAUUUUGACUUUCAUCCUGGCGAUUACGUUUUCGUAAACGUUCCCGCCAUCGCCCGGUACGAAUGGCAUCCUUUCACCAUCAGCAGCACUCCGGAACAGGAAGACUACAUAUGGCUCCAUAUUCGAGCGGUCGGUGAAUGGACAAACAGCCUUUAUUCUUAUUUUGAAAAGGAACAAGUAAAACUUCACGAGAACGAUGUGUUUCCGAUCGCAGGGUGCAGCGAUACCGUUAAUUCUGGAAAAAUGCAAGUUCCAAUGCCACGUAACAAUUGUUUUCGUUUAAUUUACAUUCUACGGACAACAAAAAUGUUACUUUUUUUAAUUGUUCGAUUCAGAUUCCUUAACAAAAAUCAAGAUUUAGUAUUGAAUGCGAUAAUGUCUUCGUCGUCUACGGAAACAGAGAAUCACUGCGAAUUUGAUAAUCCGGCUUUCGUUUCCGAUACUGACAAGAUAAUACUAUCGAUACACUGUACAAACGGUGUAACGGAUAGUAAUAAAACUUCGAAGGAACGAAAUCUUCAUCGUUUGCUGCUUAGUAGCAAAAUGCCCUUAGAGAAGUCUUUCUCGGUACCUGACAUGCAAACGAAAAAAAAAAAGAAAGAGAGACUAAUGGCGCUUCGAGAUUAUAUGAGAUCCGAGUCGGAGAGGAACUUCAACGAGUACCAAAUGCGGAAUGCACGCAUAAAAUCUUUGGAACAAGCUUAUUCGAGCCCGCAACAUAAAAAAUUAGCGCAAAGCUUUAGAUACAUGAGGACCAAACCUACUAUAAUCGCUUUCAAAACUCCAAGUUUGGAGAAUUGGGAGUGCAAAGUAGAAACGCCUACGAACAAACGCACAACGUCGCAAACAAACGUAAACGUGGCCAGAAGAUUGUCGCCUAAUUUAGUCGCGAUACAAAUAACAGCGGAAAGAGAUGGACCGCAGACAAAAUUCGAAGAAAUACCAAAGAGAAAUAUGGAUGAUAUCGGAUCUGAAGUUUCUUCACAUCCAUCUAUGAAUUAUGCUGUAGGAAAACCAUUGGAGAUCUUUCUGGAUGGCCCGUAUGGAGCUCCUUCGAGUCACAUAUUUCAAGCACAGCACGCGGUUCUAAUUGCAACAGGAAUCGGAGUCACGCCUUUUGCUUCUAUAUUACAAUCCAUCAUGCACCGUUAUUGGAAAGCCAGACACACUUGCCCAAACUGCAAAUUCUCCUGGGCUAGCGAGAUUCCAUCCACUGUCAUGCAUCUACGAAAGGUAGAUUUCUUCUGGAUUAACAGAGAUCAGAGAUCCUUCGAAUGGUUUGUGAACUUGCUAUCUCAGCUAGAAAUGGAACAAGCAGAACUUGGCGAUGCGAUGGAACGGUUUCUUGAAAUGCACAUGUAUAUUACCAGCGCGCUACAAAAGAACGAUAUGAAGGCUGUUGGUCUGCAACUAGCUAUGGAUUUAGUUCAUCAAAUGGAGAAACGAGAUCUUAUAACAGGCUUAAAAACAAGGACAAAUGCUGGCCGACCAAACUGGGAUAAAGUUUUCAAGCAGAUCCAGGACAAAAAAAAGGGCAAAGUAACAGUAUUUUAUUGCGGCCCACCGCAACUAGCAAAGAUUUUACGCCACAAAUGCGAUAGGUUUGGUUUUAAUUUCAGAAAAGAAUCUUUUUAAAAUUUCUGGAAAAAAUAUAAUUUGUUAUGUUUAUUAUACAAUACUUCACCCGA